AUGUCGCUUGCAAAACUUACUGCAGUCUCGACGAAGACACUUUCCCUGUUACUUGAACGACAACGUCUUCAAACAUUACCCAUCGAUGGGGCCAACGCUUCAGCUAAUGGAAGUUCUUUGCAUUAUCCACAGAUAAAGCGAAAUUUGGCUCAGCUAAGGGAGGGGAUCCAUGCCAUGGAAUCAAAAGAUGGGCCUUCGUCGGAAGCUGCUAAGCUCCUGCGAAACCAGUAUGAUAGAAUGCGAGGGAUGUUGUGGGAAGAGGAACGGGCAGAAAUACCGAGUUUGGACAACGAACGCUCGUCACCAUCCCCACCGCUACCAGAACCCAUUAAACCUCCGCCCUUUACACAUACAAACGCAAGGGAUUCUCUGCUAUCACAUCCAACGUUUGCUCCUUAUACAGACGAUCCCGAACAAGGCCAAAGCACGGAACCCCCCGACGCAGGAACCAUGUUACACACCCAACGAUUUAUCAUGCAAGAACAGGAUCAACAACUGGACCAACUAUCUCAUUCUAUAAAUCGGCAGCACCAUAUAUCCUUACAGAUAAACGAAGAACUGGAUGUCCAUCAUGGUUUGCUCCAGGAUUUGGACACUGAAAUUGAUAGGACACAAGGACGAUUGGGAAAGGCUCGCAAAAAACUGGACCACGUUGCUCAAGGGAUUAAAGAGAAUGGCUCUGUUGUUGCCAUCGGCGUGUUGAUAUUCAUUCUACUCAUCCUCAUCAUUCGAUUCAAAACAUGA
Molecule: messenger RNA, 744 nt
Organism: Psilocybe cubensis
Lineage: Eukaryota; Fungi; Basidiomycota; Agaricomycetes; Agaricales; Agrocybaceae
Exons: 4
Coding region: 1-744 (247 amino acids)
Biological process (GO): vesicle fusion; intracellular protein transport
Cellular component (GO): SNARE complex; endomembrane system
Molecular function (GO): SNAP receptor activity; SNARE binding
Source: RefSeq, a predicted model, not a curated record